Paramormyrops kingsleyae is the source of this 2486-nucleotide messenger RNA. RefSeq names its product microtubule-associated protein RP/EB family member 3-like. Lineage: Eukaryota; Metazoa; Chordata; Actinopteri; Osteoglossiformes; Mormyridae. Gene Ontology annotation, molecular function: microtubule binding. The record is from RefSeq and is a predicted model, not a curated record.
UCAUCCUAAAUCCAUUCAAAAAACCUUGGCACCUGUUUUUUUUUUUGUAGACCUGUUAUUUUUACCUCUACUUGGGUAAAUGAAAAAGUAUUUGGGAUAAUAAAUGCCGCUAUUAAAUACUCGUAACAUCACCAGGCGUAUGUAAUACUCGGCACAUGAUCAGAAAAACUUUCGUCGGAUAGCCUACGAAGUGUCCCACGCACGAUUUAGUAGUUCUCGCCUACUUCUGUAUCAUAUCAUGUCAGAUUAAGUCGCAGUAAAGACAAUUUUUCUUAAGGUCUCUGGCUCCCCCUAGUGUCCUAUCCAAGGGAAUUUUAAUAACCGCUUAAGCGCUGUUAUUUGUCCAUAUUACCAUGGUACACUGAUUAAAGGACGAACUUCGUUUUCUAUUGUAUAUUCAAUAUCCCGUAAAACCGCACAACUGGCCUUCCUGAGCGACUAAAAUCCCAAAUUUCUGGUUGUUUCCAAAAUGAGUGUUGCGUGUGUGUAUAUAUAGGUAUCAACCGCCAUUCUGCUGAGAAAUUCUUGUCCAUAUUAUUUAUCUGUAUUGGUGAUAUGUAAUACAAGAUUACUGACGGAAUUACGAACAAACCACGUUCCUCUUGCGAAUAUUACAUAAGUAUCGACUUUGUCUAAGUUUACUAUAGUGUUACAUCAAAAUCUUAAUAUAGACGGGGCUGGCUGCCUUGGAGCUGAAAUCAGUGCGGUGCCACCACAGCCCACACACCAAAUAAAUGCUUAUUCUGUAUUGUAAUCCUGUUCUCCCUCAUUUUAAAAAGUAAACGACAAUUAGACAUCGCGACGGAAGAUUAACAUUAGUUGCGUGGACAUGCUAAAGCGGUGUCCAAUAUAAGCAUAAGGGGGAAGAGCGCAGGCGCACGGCAGCUGUGCGCUGCAGACCGAGCGGCGGCGGCGGUGGGGGCGGCCGGGGAGCAGCCACGGGACCGCGCAGGAGCGCAGCAAGCACAGCGGCGACUGUCAGCCUAGAAAUACGGGGGGCCUUCGGAUCACGGCUCUACCUGCACCCACAUACCCAAAGUAAAUAUUUCAGCUGUUUAUUCCAGAACAGCCAUUUUAAAGUUCUGAAGUGUAUAACCGUGACGUCAAUGCAGUUCUGAGUACCUGGAGUGCUCUGCACUGAGUCUGAAGAUCUCUCUGGUUGCACUGCAGCUGGAGGAUGGCGGUGAAUGUCUACUCCACGUCCGUAACCAUCGAGAACCUGAGCCGGCAUGACAUGCUGGCUUGGGUUAACGACUCCCUGCAGCUCACCUACACCAAGAUCGAGCAGCUCUGCUCAGGUGCGGCUUACUGCCAGUUCAUGGACAUGCUGUUUCCGGGCUGCGUACUCCUGAAGAAAGUGAAAUUCCAAGCCAAACUGGAACACGAAUACAUACACAACUUUAAAGUGUUACAAGCAGCUUUCAAAAGAAUGAAUGUUGACAAAAUAAUCCCUGUAGAAAAGUUAGUGAAAGGAAAAUUCCAGGACAACUUUGAGUUUGUGCAGUGGUUCAAGAAGUUCUUCGACGCCAAUUACGACGGGAAGGAGUAUGACCCCUUACAGGCUCGGCAAGGCCAAGAUGUGGUCCCGACCCUCAAUCCAGGUGAACACAUUUCCCACAAACCCAAGAAACCUUGUGGCACCCCAGUCCCACAGAGGACGUCCCCGACAGUACCCAAAAAUAUGCCCACCCCACAAAGAGCGCUCAACACUACUUCUAUGAGGAAGAACCCCCCGAUCACUCGGAAUGGCGGUAGCGAUGCAGAGAUCUUGGAGCUAAAUCAACAGCUGAUGGAGUUGAAGCUGACCGUGGACGGCCUGGAAAAGGAGCGGGAUUUCUACUUCAGCAAAUUGCGAGACAUCGAGCUUAUCUGCCAAGAGCAUGAAAAUGAAAACAACCCAGUCAUCACCAAGAUCAUCGACAUUCUCUAUGCUACGGAGGAUGGCUUCGCUGCACCUGAAGAUGAAGACAAUGAUGAGCAGCCACACUUGGACCCAGAUGAAUACUAAACCCUCAGUCCCUACCACUCUUCUCCAUCCAUCACUGCUUCUCUCUUGUCUCUCUUUGAACUUCCUCAUCCUCAAGACCAUUGCACGUGUCGCUUCCAUCCCUGCCCCUCUUCCUCUUCCUCUCCAUCCCCGACUCUCUUUGUGCGCUCCACGUUGACUUCCUAGGACGAACGGCUGUUUUCCCGUCCCAUCGCACACAGAGUAGCGACAUCAGCAAGCUGAAAGUGUUUCGGCAUGGCGAGUUCAGAGACGAAUGAUGUAAAAUCAAGGCAAUAGGGAUAUGGUUAGACUGCGGACUGAGCUGUAAAUAUUUUCGAGAGAAAAGACUGGAAAGCUUGUAUCCCCCAAAUACAGGUAACCCACUUCCCUGAGAUUUGUUUUCUCAGCUCUGGAAGUUCAUGCCAUAUAGAGAUCCUCUUUUUUAACGUCAAGUGCGCAACCCUCAUCCCAUAGUCUAGCCAUCGAUACUGUACGAAAA